UUUUCUCUCUCUUUUCAAGUUCUAUGCUGCUUCUGCACUCUCUAUUGGCCCCUCCCUCCUUAUCAAACCCAAAUCUUAAAUCUACCCAUUUCUCAAAAAUCUCUCCUUUUUUUCUCUCUACUUGUUUUUGCCAUUCUCUUUCUCAAUUGUUGGGUGUUCUGAGGAACACAAGACACACCAUUCCCCCUAGUGAGAAGAACUUGUUGGUCGCUUCUAGGGCUAGCUAGCUAGGUUACUUCCCCCCUAACUCUGCAGCAUUUCUGGGUCUCUGUUCCCGUUAGCUACAUUUUUUUGACUCUUAACGUGUCAAAGUCUUUACUUUUACAUUGAUUUCUCGAGUAAAACCCAAUUUUGGAAUGUGCCCAUAAGUGAAAGUUGAAGUCUUUGGCAUCCCAGAGUUACAUUUUCAGGAGAAGUGAUUCAUUGACUGCAAUCUGUAGAUGGAGUAAUAAUAAUAAUAAUAAUAAAUAAAUGGAGGUUGUUGAGAGGAAACGAUCAAGAGGAGGGCUUUUAAAUCUAUUUGAUUGGCCUGGAAAAUCACGGAAGAAGAAGCUCUUCUCUUCCACCAGUAGCUCUGAACUCUCAGAAGAAGCAAAGCAGACAAAACAGAAUGCUCAAAACCUCUUAAAGGCUUCUUCUCUCAAUGAGGUUGAUAAGAUUGGCAAGAAUCGGAAUUACAACUCAAGAAGUGACUCUAGCUGUUGUGCAUCUUCUGUUAUUACCAGUGAUGAUGGGCAGGGGACAACAAUAGCCCCAAGUGUGGUUGCAAGGCUCAUGGGUUUAGAGUCUUUACCAGUACCAAAUGUCCAGGAACCUCCUGAUCUUGAUCCAUUCUUCUUCAGACAUUCAAGAAACACAAACAAAUGGAAUGCAUAUGAGAAUCUUGGUCUUGGUAGCAACAGACCGGUUGAGAGGUUUCGGUCCGAAACUUUUCCUCCCAGGUUAGCUAAACCGAUCUCUGUUGCCAGCAGUGGACUCUUGUCUCCUAUCAGGAGUCCUGGGUUUGUCCCAUCCAGGAACCGUGUUUAUGUAAUGGAAGCAGCUUCGAGAAUGAUUGAACCAAGAAGUCCUAGGAUGGUCACUAGAACACGGUUCUCUUCGCCUUCAGAUUCUCCUUCUUCAGUUCCUACGAGGAUACAAGAUUUAAGAGACAAACUAAAAGCUGCAAAGAAAGUGUCACUGUCACAGCACCACCAAGUCACAACACCGUUUACUAGCAAAAGCAGUCAUGAUGGUUUGAAGGGUAAAGCGAGGCCACCACCUCAUGUAUCUGCACAAGCGAAGGUCAAUGCAACGUCCUUAAGUGUCAUCAGAAACUCUCCAAGACAUAAGGAGAAAGCAGAACCUAAAAAACGAAUAGUUAAUGGUCUCAGAGGACCUCCCAUUGGCACUGGGAAGAGUGUGGUUAAGCAGAAUGAACAGAGACAGAACUGCAGGGACAACAACAAGGUUCCAGUGGACUGUGGUGGAUCGAUAUCAAAGCAGUCCGGUUUGAGGACUGAACCGGCAGGAAAGAAUACUUCUCUAUCUCUGUCGCGCAAAAAGACUCUUCCCCGGAGCAAGAAACCACCAAAUGGGACGCAAGAAUGUGGAAUCUCCAAUCAUAAACGAACCAAAAGGGGCGAAAAUGUGAUCAAAUGUAACAUUACUAUUGAUGGUGGCUUGAGCUCAGGCAAAGAUGAUGGGAGAAAGGAAGUAGAUGUGAUUUCAUUCACAUUCUCAUCUGAUUCACUAUCCUCCACACAAGUAACUGAUCAAGACACAGACUCUGCAGUUAGUUUGGAUAUGUUUGGUGGUAAUCCUUUAAAUGUUCUGCUAGAGCAAAAGCUCAGAGAGCUGACUUCUAAGCUUGAGUCUUCUAGUUGUAGCCUGGCCCAAGAAGAGCCUUCACGUUCAUCAGAGUAUGACAAGUCGACUCAAAACGGUGUAGAUAAAGUUUUGUCAGAGAGUGAGUCUGUUUCUGACUGCACUUCAUUCUAUGACAAACAAAAACUUCAGAUGAUGGAUGCAGAAGAGCAUGAAGUUAGCAGCAUUAGCACUGUAACAAAAGCAGAUGAUCUCAGAAGCUCUUGCAGCAAGGGUUUCUCUGAUUGUAGACAAACCACAGAAAGGCUAGACUGGGAGCUUGAGUACAUAUCUGUGAUCCUCGGUUCUGACCAACUGAUGGUGAAAGAAUUCGCUUUGGGAAUGGCUACUGACAUAAUACCUGCUAGCCUCUUCAAUGAAAUGGAAGGCCGUGGAGAAUCAACAGCAGCCAAGCUCAAGAGGAAGACACUGUUUGAUUAUGUCAAUAACUGCUUAGCGCUCAAAUGCGAGCAGAUGUUUAGGGGUAGCUGCAGAGGGCUAUUGUGGAAAGACGGGAUAUUGUUUGAACGUAGAGAUUGGUUAGCAGAAGAACUGAACAGAGAGUUUCAGGGGUUGAAGAAGAUGAGAGAGAUGAGGAUGGACGAGCUUGUUGAAAAAGAAAUGAGCAGUUUAGAAGGGAGUUGGCUGGAUUUUGAGAGAGAGACUUAUGAAGAAGGCGUUGACAUUGAGGGAGAGAUAGUGUCUACAUUGGUUGAUGAUUUAGUUAAUGAACUUGCUUCAGUGUUCAAAGAACAUUGAAGCCAAGAACGAAUGCUAGUCUAUGUUUCUUUCAUGUAAUAGUUUCUCUGACAUGAGAAUUGAGAUAAAGUUAAAAG
Messenger RNA from Raphanus sativus (radish), 2681 nucleotides. RefSeq lists its product as uncharacterized. The record is from RefSeq and is a predicted model, not a curated record. The coding region runs from base 472 to 2604 and encodes 710 amino acids. Lineage: Eukaryota; Viridiplantae; Streptophyta; Magnoliopsida; Brassicales; Brassicaceae. The transcript is spliced from 5 exons.